Molecule: messenger RNA, 995 nt
Organism: Trichoplusia ni (cabbage looper)
Lineage: Eukaryota; Metazoa; Arthropoda; Insecta; Lepidoptera; Noctuidae
Product: brachyurin-like
Exons: 5
Coding region: 67-942 (291 amino acids)
Biological process (GO): proteolysis
Molecular function (GO): serine-type endopeptidase activity
Source: RefSeq, a predicted model, not a curated record
AAAGGAUCCAUAAACUUCAAAUCGAUUCACAAAAUAUUUAUGAAUUGAGUCAGUUUUCUAUUCACGAUGCAGACCCUCGUCUUAUUUCUGUGCGGGUUAUUUGUAUUCGUGGAAAAUGCUGUGCCAUUUUCAGAACAAAAUGCAGCUUUUGGAUACAUAAAGAAUAUUGGGAUCCCGUUGGCCGAGAAAAUUCGAAAAGCGGAGGAAUCUUCGAGGAUUAUUGGAGGUGUACCUGCGGCACUAGGACAAUAUCCUUACCAGGCUGGACUUUUGGGAGAAAUCGUUGUAGAUGGAGGUACCGCAAACAGCGUUUGUGGAGGAACCCUCGUGUCUGCCAGUCGCAUCCUCACGGCUGCCCACUGCUGGUUUGAUGGAGUGCAUCAGGCUUGGCGUUUAACCGUAGUGCUUGGUUCAGUACGUUUGUUCAGUGGUGGCACCAGAGUUCAGACCAGCGCAGUGGCUGUCCACCCUAACUGGAACCCUGGCCUUAUACGUAAUGACCUGGCUGUAGUUUACUUAUCUGGUCCAGUUGCUCUUUCAGGCACCAUUUCUCCGAUAUCUUUACCAAGUGGCAGUGAGUUGUUUGAGUCUUUCGCUGGUACACGGGCAAUUGCUGUUGGAUUUGGAAUAACCAGCGAAGGUGCUACUAUUAAUCAGAAUCAAAGUUUGAAUCACGUGAGCUUGUUAGUGCUUACGACUGGCGAAUGCUCUACAGCAUUCCCUCUCAUUGCCCAACCUUCCAACAUAUGUACCAGCGGUCUUGGAACUGUGGGCUUCUGCGAUGGCGACACUGGCGGUCCGCUCAUCCUUGUAAGAGACAACAAACACAUUUUGAUUGGUGUGUCAUCUUUCCGUUCGAGUUUAGGCUGUGAAAGUAAUCGCUCGAAUGUUUACUCUCGCGUCACAUCGUUCAUGGGCUUCAUAAAUCAACACAUAUUAUAAAAUAUUUUAAUAUUAUUUUUGAAUAAAUACUCUUCGGAACGCGCAAAUUUAUA